AUGCCGUACAAACUGAACGCUGGCUUCUGUGAUACAUCGGAAUUAGCGUACGGAGCAUGCCUGUACAUCCGGACGUCCACUCAGGAGGGUGCUCACACGACUCAUUUAUUAUGCGCCAAAUCACGAGUUGUAGCAUUAAAGAAAAUUUCAUUACCACGACUCGAAUUGUGCGGCGCACUGUUGCUUUCAAAAUUAAUCCACCAGGUACGUCAGGCACUGGCUAUACCAUUCAAGGAAGUUUUCUGUUGGUCCGAUUCAACUAUCACCUUGGCCUGGAUCAAAGGCGAACCACAUCGAUGGAAAACCUUCGUCGCCAAUCGAGUAACCGAGAUUCAGCAACUCAGUCAACAAUCCAACUGGAAUCACGUAAUCUCAGAUGAUAAUCCAGCUGAUAUCAUUUCACGUGAUUGCGAUCCAAUCGGUUUGAGAGAUUCAGAAUUCUGGUGGACGGGACCAACGUGGCUCUCCAGGGAUUCGUCGCAUUGGCCGCAACAAACCCAGCAACAUUCUGAAGUGAUACCAGAGUUGAGACAACCACAUGUAAUAUUCGCUCAUGUCAAUCAAUUGUGCCAACUAUUCGACAGAUUUUCGUCACUUAAUCGGCUUCAACGUGUACUUGUCUACUGCCUGCGAUGGAAGACUAUAGUUAAGGAUCGAAACACCGUUACCUCGGGACAUUUAACCGUUGCUGAACUUGACAAAUCUAUAAAGGUCUUAAUAAAACUCAUGCAAUCGCAGGAAUUUGUUCAGGAAUUGCACGCACUUAAAUCACAUCUGAGCAUUCCACGCAACAGUCGAUUACGCGCAUUAAAUAUUUUCCUCGAUCAUGACGAGAUAAUUCGCGUAGGUGGACGAUUACAUAAUGCCAAUUUAAAUUAUUCGCAAAAUCAUCCAAUUGUUUUACCCACAAAACAUCGACUCACCGAACUCAUCAUACGCGACGAACAUUAUAAACAUUUACACGCCGGUACACAAGCAUUACUAGCCGGUAUCAGAGAAAGAAAUCGGCUGCAUCCACAUCGAAUGCUUGUGGAGGUCUAUAGCGACUGUGCUUUAUCGGAAACAACGUGCAGAAAUUGGUUUCGUCGGUUCAAGGACGGCAACUUUGACCUGAGCGACAAGAAGCGUGAAAAUAGGCCCAGGAAGGUUGAGGACCUUUAA
Messenger RNA from Orussus abietinus, 1161 nucleotides. RefSeq lists its product as uncharacterized. Lineage: Eukaryota; Metazoa; Arthropoda; Insecta; Hymenoptera; Orussidae. The coding region runs from base 1 to 1161 and encodes 386 amino acids. The record is from RefSeq and is a predicted model, not a curated record. The transcript is spliced from 2 exons.